Molecule: messenger RNA, 2328 nt
Organism: Gadus macrocephalus (Pacific cod)
Lineage: Eukaryota; Metazoa; Chordata; Actinopteri; Gadiformes; Gadidae
Product: amyloid-beta A4 protein-like
Biological process (GO): central nervous system development; axonogenesis
Cellular component (GO): cell surface; plasma membrane; membrane raft
Molecular function (GO): signaling receptor binding; transition metal ion binding; heparin binding
Source: RefSeq, a predicted model, not a curated record
UUGUCCAUCAUUAAGAAUGUCUCUCGGAGUAAAGACAGAAGGACUCUCUCCCCCCUCCUCCUCCCGGGGGUGGGGGGUGGUCAGGUGACCGAACAGCUGCCCCCCAUACAGUAUCGCCACAGUACCAGACGUCAGUAGUCGGGAGCACCGGAUUACCGGAGGACCGGAGAACGGGAGUAGACUACAGUAGUCCGCCGCUCAGUCUUCUUCCAUAGUCCCGUACCGCGCGCGCAGAGCGCAGAGAUGGCGCGUCGCGCGGCGCUGCUGGUGUUACUGGUGUUACUGGGAGCGACCUUGGCUCCGGCGUCGGAGGUGCCGGGUGAUGAUGCGCUGGGCCUGCUGGGGGAGCCGCAGGUGGCCAUGUUCUGUGGGAAGCUCAACAUGCACGUCGAUGUGCAGAGCGGGAGGUGGGGAGCGGACCCGGCCGGAGCCAAGAGCUGCAUCGGUACCAAGGAGGGCAUCCUACAGUACUGCCAAGAGGUGUAUCCAGAGCUGCAGAUCACGAACGUGGUGGAGGCCAACCAGCCAAUCAGCAUCCAGAACUGGUGCAAGAAAGGCCGCAAGCAGUGCGGCAGCCACACCCACAUCGUGGUGCCGUACCGCUGCCUCGUGGGGGAGUUUGUGAGCGAUGCUCUGUUGGUUCCGGACCAGUGCCGGUUCCUGCACCAGGAGCACAUGGACCAGUGUGAGAGCCACCUGCACUGGCACACCGUGGCCAAGGAGUCCUGCGGCGACCGCUCGAUGAAUCUCCAUGACUACGGGAUGCUGUUGCCGUGCGGCAUCGACCGUUUCCGGGGGGUGGAGUUUGUGUGCUGCCCAGCGGAGGCGGAGCCUGAGGCGGACAGCGGCCAGCAGGAAGGGGCGGAGUCUGACGUCUGGUGGGGCGCAGCCGAGAACGAGUACACAGAUAACAGUAUGACCCGGCAGACGGACAUGGGGGCCGCCGCCACCGAGGAUGAUGAGGAUGAGGACGAAGAGUACCAGGAAGACCGGGACGGGGAGGCGGGCGAUGAAGAGGAGGACGAAGAGGAGGACGAGGACGGAGACGAGAGGGACAGCGACGAGCGCAGCGCCAGCGUCGCCACGACAAUCACCACCACGGAGUCGGUGGAGGAGGUGGUCCGGGUGUCCACAACGGACCCCAGCCCUGUGGACCCCUACCUCGGGGGCCCCCCCAGCCCUGUGGACCCCUACCUCGGGGGCCCCCCCAGCCCUGUGGACCCCUACCUCGGGGGCCCCGGGACCGGAGGGGAGCACAGAGACUUCCAGAAGGCGAAGGAGAGACUGGAGGCCUCGCACCGCGACAAGAUGGCCCAGGUGAUGAGGGAGUGGGAGGACGCUGAGCGACAGGCCAAGAGUCUUCCUCGUGCCGAAAAGAAGGCCGUCAUCCAGCUCUUCCAGCAGCGGGUGGGGGCCCUGGAGCAGCGCGCGGCGGCGGAGCGGCAGCAGCUGGUGGAGCACCACGCCGGGCGGGUGGAGGAGCUGCUCAACGGCCGGCGACGCCUCGCCCUGGAGGCCUACCGGACCGGGCUGCAGGCCACGCCCCCACGGCCCCGGCAGGUCCUGGGCCUCCUGAAGAAGUACGUGCGGUCGGAGCAGAAGUACCGACAGCACAGCCUGAAGCACUACGAGGCCAUCAGGGCCGUGGCCCCCCACAGGGCCGCGGAGGUGAUGACUCGUCUCCAUGUGAUUGACGAGAGGCUGAACCAAUCACUGGAGCUCCUCUACAAGGUUCCAAGCGUCGCUGACCAGAUCCAAGCCCAAGUCGCUGUUCUUAUGCAGAAUGUUCGGGCAGAGCUGUCUCAGCAGGUCUCCUCCCUGCAGAGCGAUGGGCGGGCCGAGGGGCGUGUCAGCUAUGGUGACGACGCCCUGAUGCCCCCGGACGCGGCCCACCGCCCCGGAACCCUGGACCAGCUGAGCUUCAACCAGCCCAACACCGAGAACCACGUGUUGGCCCUGAUGCCGGAGGAGAGGCGGGAGGUGGUCCUAGACCCCGAGGAGGAACAGGGCACUGGCUACGAGGUCCACCCCCAGAGGCUGGUGUUCAUCGCUGAGGAUGUGAGCUCCAACAAGGGCGCCAUUAUCGGACUGAUGGUGGGAGGAGUCGUCAUAGCGACGGUGAUUGUCAUCACCCUGGUGAUGCUGAGGAAGAAACAACACUCGUCCAUCCAUCAUGGAGUGGUCGAGGUGGACGCGGCGGUGACCCCUGAAGAGCGACACCUAACCAAGAUGCAGCAGAACGGCUACGAGAACCCCACCUACAAGUUCUUUGAGCAGAUGCACAACUGAAGUCUCCUCUUAGGUCCUCCCAUCAGAUUAACCCUCAUG